Cyprinodon tularosa is the source of this 2833-nucleotide messenger RNA. It is a transcript of the gene edc3, whose product is annotated as enhancer of mRNA decapping 3 homolog (S. cerevisiae). Gene Ontology annotation, biological process: P-body assembly; deadenylation-independent decapping of nuclear-transcribed mRNA. The coding region runs from base 146 to 1579 and encodes 477 amino acids. The record is from RefSeq and is a predicted model, not a curated record. The transcript has 7 exons. Gene Ontology annotation, cellular component: P-body. NCBI's taxonomy places the organism in Eukaryota, Metazoa, Chordata, Actinopteri, Cyprinodontiformes, Cyprinodontidae. Gene Ontology annotation, molecular function: mRNA binding.
UUCCCGGAAACAGGAAACUAGCAGCAACAGCCGUUUAAAAACAGAGAGGCUACAUUUAAAGAGCUAUAUUCUUCGCCUUUAUAUGUAUAACUUAUUACACUGUGCUGUCCUAAGAAGUCCAGCUUGAUUUAACAUUCAAAGGAUAAUGGCCUCUGACUGGUUAGGUAGUUUGGUGUCUCUUAACUGUGGACCAACGUUGGGAGUUUAUCAAGGAGAGGUGUCAUCUGUGGAUCAGUCCAGCCAGACCAUUUCUUUAAGGCAACCUUUUCACAACGGAGUCAAGUGUCCCGUUCCUGAGGUCACAUUCAGUGCCAUUGAUAUAAAGGAGCUAAAGAUUCUAGACAUCAGAAAUGGGAAUACCAGGACCACCUCCAGUACAGUUGCAAAGGGAAGCACUGUACCAGUUGCAGUCCCAAAAGGGGAUCCCAGAUCUGUGGAGAUGAACUCUCCCCAGCAGUGCUCUAAAAGUUAUGGAGAACGUCAUCUGGAUGCACUAGGUCAACCCAAAGGCUUUCGGCGAAGACAUAACUCUUGGUCAUCUACCAGUCGAGGGCCAAACCAAGCAACGCCAAAAAAGAAUGGGGUAAAGAACGGGCAGAUGAAAAAUAGAGACGACGAGUGCUUUGGCGACGGCAUGGCUGAUGGGCUUGAUACAGACUUUGACUUUGAAGGAAACCUGGCAUUGUUUGACAAAGCUGCAGUUUUCUCAGAGAUCGACACGACCGAGCGACGUAACGGUGCAAGGUCACGUGGCACGCCUCAGGAUCAGACGCCCACGCGGUACCGCCAUGAUGAAAAUAUCCUGGAGGGCAAACCUAUUGUUUACAGACAGAUUGUGGUGCCACAGCCUGGACCCAAAGAAUACUGCACUGACUCUGGACUUGUUGUUCCGAGUAUUUCCUAUGAGCUUCACAAGCGUCUUUUGUCUGCUGCUGAGCGCUACGGUCUGACGCUGGAGCGGAGACUUGAGAUGACUGGAGUGUGUGCUAGCCAGAUGACGCUUACGUUGUUAGGAGGACCCAACAGAUUUACACCCAAAAAUUUACAUCAGCGCCCUACCGUGGCGCUGCUGUGUGGACCCCAUGUUCAGGGCGCGCAGGGCAUCAGCUGCGGUCGUCACCUGGCCAACCACGAAGUGGAGGUCAUCCUCUUUCUGCCGAACUUUGUCAAGAUGCUCGAUUCUGUGACGAGCGAGUUGACGCUCUUCAACAAGACCAGUGGCAAACAGGUGUCCAGCAUCAAAGAUCUUCCCGACACCCCGGUUGAUCUCAUCAUAAACUGCCUGGACUGCCAUGAGAACCCGUUCCUGAUGGAUCAGCCGUGGUACCGGGUGGCUGCAGACUGGGCCAAUCAGAACAGAGCACCGGUGCUUAGCUUGGAUCCUCCUGUGAGCGGGCAGGGUCACGCGGUCGAGGCCAAGUGGUCUCUGUCGCUUUGCCUCCCGCUUCCAUUGGCGGAAGGAGCCGGCAGAGUUUACCUGUGCGACAUAGGCGUCCCUCUGCAGGUGUUCCAGGAAGUGGGAAUCAAGUACCGUUCUCCCUUUGGUUGCAAAUUUGUCAUCCCCUUGCACUCCGCUUAACGGGACUGAUUAAACCUUUCACCUACCUUGACCUUUUGGGUUUUGGAGCCUUAUAUUCCACGAGUCUCAGCUGUUUCUUCCAGGUCACCCAAGCAGGCUCUGAUUCAUCCUGGUUCGUCAUACGGAAGGACAACUGUUCUUCAGUCAUACAGAUGCUAAAGCGUGCAGAUACAGGAGAGAUAAGCUUUCAAGUCUUUGCUCUUUGUAUUCAAAAGUUUGAAUCGUACUUUUGGAAAAAGGACUUUGAACAGGAAAAAUAUAAAUGCAGGCCAUUAAAUCCAUCACAAUGUAAACAGAAAAGCCUUUCUGCUCUAAAUUAGGCAGGACGUGUCUGCAGGAAGCCUCAUAUGUCUUUCAUGUGCUGCUUGACCGUUUCUUUAUCUCGGACAGCAUAAAUAGAAAAGACACUGAAUGCUAUAGAGCCAUGAAAGCAGGUUUGUUGGUGUAACUUCAAUGCUGUAUUUUUGUACAGAUAAGCUGAUAUUUAGCUUAAAUUUAGCUUCCAUAGCUACAAGUUUGGCAACUGGCAGAAUCCACUUUUCUUCUUUUUGUCGUUCUGGCUGUAACAGAGUUCCUCUUCUGCAAAGAAAGUUACCGUUUUUUUUCGACCCCCAGUUUGCGUGCAGCAGCGUUAAAGUUCAAGCCUUACGGCAAAGUGCAUGCAGAUCUCACACGGUCUCUAUAAAUACGGCUUUGUGUAAAACUUUACCAUAUAUGUAGGACAUCUUCUUCUGCAAAAACAAGCCUGGUGAAUGAAGCCCAAGAAAAUAUAUUUUUGUACUAUUUCUUUGAACGGGUCAUCUGCUGGGUUUUCCCAGUGAAAAAGGUAAACUGGGCUGAUUUACUCUGCUAAUUUGAUUCUGCACAAACGGCCUUAUUGGGAAUUUAGGAUUCAUUCAUCAUGGAGGAAAAUGGUUCAUCUUUACAUUAAAAAAAGUUGUGCAGUGAUCACAGCUUGUUGAUCUCUGAGAAAACAGUCUAAUUCUAACCUUUGAUGACUAGAGAAUAGCGUUUAUUAACCAAUAAUAUUGGGUCAUAUUAAAAUGUAAAGCAUCUGCCCCCUUUAAAAAUAUAUUUAGUUAUGCUGUAUAAUUUGAUGGUGUUAAUUUGAUAUUUCCAAUGCUCCAUGAAGCAUAGACUGUGAACAUUAAGGCCAUAAGAGCUGCUGCUUAUGUGCCAUCUUCUGAGCUCCACGCAUCUCUUUCCACGGAUGCAUGAUGAUGAAAGCUGCUGUUUUUUAAAUGUAUUUACAUG